AUGCGCUUGGAGGAACAUAAAGAAUAUAAGAGCAUCCUGUGUCCAGAGUCGGCCUCGCGCCCCAGAGCUGCAGCGUGGGUCUCUCUGUCCUUGUCUGCCCUGGGCCCGGGUCACUGCCGGGCCCUGUGCCCCCAGCAUGUGGCCCGCCUCCCCGGAUACCUUGGACCCGGGUGUGUCCUCACUGCUGGUGGCAGUGGAGCCAGGGCACCUCCCUGUUGUUCAUCCACAGGUGCUUCAUCAGAGCUUGGGCAUCUUUCCAGGACGGUCCCAUGGAGGCGGUGCAGCUGGAGGCCGGCCCGUGGAGGGAGCUGCAGGAGCCGCAGAGGCCGGGACUCCACGUGGCAGGCAUGGGGCCCCCAGCCGGGCACCCUCGUGGGCCACGGAAGAACGCAGCGUCUGUCAGGCACAGAGGAGACGCUUAAGGGAGAACCAGGGUUUUUCAACGUCAUCGAUUAUCAAACUCUGGAUCCCGAAGAGCAUCCGGGGCCGCGCGCGGCCGCCCCUGGCUCGGAGCGCGCCCCGCCCCGCCCCUGGCUCGGAGGGCCCGCCCCGCCCCGCCCCGCCCCGCCCCGCCCCGCCCCACCCCUGGCUCGGAGGGCCCGCUCCUAUCCCAGCCCCCGGCCUCGAGCCCUGCCCCCUAGCCGGGUCUGCGGACUGAGGCGGCGUCGUGCGCACGCGCGGGCCGCGCUGCGGGAGCCUGGGGCGCCGGAACGCUGGUGCGCCGGAACGCUGGUGCGCCGGAACGCUGGUGCGCCGGAACGCUGGGCUGAAGAAGAUGCAGAGCAGCCUCAAGCUGGUGGACUGUAUCAUCGAGGCCGAAACCCUCUGUUUCAGGAAACCCUCGGGCUUAAGCCCCACUUGCUCGUCCUCAACAAGAUGGACCUGGCGGAUCUGAAGGAGCGGCAGAAAAUUAUACAACACUUGGAAGGAGAAGGCCUAAAAAACGUCAUUUUUACCAACUGUGUGAAGGAUGAAAAUAUCAAGCAGGUCAUCCCGAUGGUCACGGAGCUGGUUGGGAGCAGCUACCGCUAUCACCGAGGGGAGAACCCAGAGUACUGCAUCAUGGUGAUCGGGGUCCCCAACGUGGGCAAGUCCUCGCUCAUCAACUCCCUGCGAAGGCAGCACCUCAGGAAAGGUACUCCCCCGGGCAGGCGCUGGUUCUCAUGCUGGGAUGACACCUCAGAGCCCGAGACCCCCGCUCGCUGGGGGCUCUCUUUCCACCAGGAGGACCCGCUGACAGCCUGGCAUGCGGUGAGCUGGGCGUGUAGGAUGCGUGGGGUGAGACAUCAGGCCAGGAUCUGGGGAGGAGGCGCUCCAAACCUGUGUGCUCGUCCCAUGUCUGUUAACCUUUGACACCAAGUCUGCACGAGCGUGUCCUGCGGGAACCACCGCAAAGACUGACCUGUGUUAGACCGUCGUCUCGGGCUGUUCCUGCUGCCAGCUGGAGAGCUGUUAUAGUCAGCUGUUGUUUUAUUUUUCUUUAAUUGUGGCGUUAAAAAACAUCAUUAGCAUUAAAUAUAUUAAAUGCUGUGAACCAUCACACCAUCUACUUCCAGACUUUCCCAUCAUCUCAAACGGAAACUCUAGACGUAAAUGGUAACUGCUGUCCGAGCCCCUGGGAACCUCUGGUCUAGUUUCCAUUGUGUGGGUUUGACUGCUCUGGUGCCGCGUAACUGCAGUCACAGGAUUUGACCCACGUCGGGGUCACUUCCCAGAGCUGGACUCUGCGGGGUCCGUCCAGGUUGUAGCACGAGGCACGGCUUCCUUCCUUUCUAAGGCCGGGCAGCAUUCUGUGGUGUGGACGGGCUACGUGUUGUUUAGCCACCCAUGUGCUGACGGGCGCACGUGUACCUGUGCCCUCGUGUUGAUUCAGCAGAGGGUGGAGAGUCUGCUUGGGACACGCUCUCCGCUGGGACCCAGCGCAGCCAGUGUAGAGAGCCCAGGCGCCCUCUUGGUCAGGAGUGACCCACGGAGAGGCUGUUGUGGGCGGUGCGGGGGGCGGAUGCGCGGGACCCAGUCUCGCCGGGAGGAAGGUGAUGCCCACGGGCAGCUCUGGCCCCGCUGUCACGGCCAGCCCUCAGCAGGUCUGGGGUUGCUUCCCGGGCCCUGGGAGACCCUUCUCUGCUGGUGGGAGGAGUCCCUGCAGCAGGCUCGUUGGACUCUGCUAGGUUUCCACGUGUGUCCGUGGCGUACCUGCCUCUGUGUUAGACACUGACAUCCCCCUUUUAU
Hippopotamus amphibius kiboko is the source of this 2229-nucleotide messenger RNA. RefSeq names its product mitochondrial ribosome associated GTPase 1 (gene MTG1). Gene Ontology annotation, molecular function: GTP binding; GTPase activity. The transcript is spliced from 10 exons. NCBI's taxonomy places the organism in Eukaryota, Metazoa, Chordata, Mammalia, Artiodactyla, Hippopotamidae. Bases 1 to 1353 code for a protein of 450 amino acids. The record is from RefSeq and is a predicted model, not a curated record. Gene Ontology annotation, cellular component: mitochondrion.